AUGGAAGCGCUCGAAACUUUAAUUCGAGAUGCAACACAAGCAUUUGCAACGUUCCAAAACGAUAUCAGUGGACGGCUCGCUGGACCGUCAAUGGACAAGCUCGACUACCAAAGACCCUACCGCGACAACAAAAUAGAAAGAAUUCAUAGUCUGGAGUCGGCAGGAACUGAUGAGUCCGAUCCACAGGACACGAUCGAAGCAAGAUUGAUCUCCACACAUCGUACAGCAACUCAAUACUGGCUUGCCCUCGUAGUGCUCAGUCUAAAGCUCACCGACAACGAGGAACUAUUGCUGCUCUUCUCUCUCGGCUGA
Messenger RNA from Caenorhabditis remanei, 312 nucleotides. RefSeq lists its product as uncharacterized. Bases 1 to 312 code for a protein of 103 amino acids. The record is from RefSeq and is a predicted model, not a curated record. Lineage: Eukaryota; Metazoa; Nematoda; Chromadorea; Rhabditida; Rhabditidae. The transcript is spliced from 3 exons.